UGGAAUUGUAAUUCAAGAUAACAAAUGAACUUCUGUAAAUUUGCAGAAAUUUUAUAAAGUUGCAAAAUUGAUUAAAAAGAAAGCCCUUAAAAUGAGAAGACAACGAUACUCUUAUACUUUAACCACUCGAGAUGAUAUGGUCGUGCCACCAGACCCAGAUGAGUCAAGCAUUCUGUCUAAUCAGUAUUCGUUUCAAGAUCCUUUUCUGUCUCAAAUUCUAUCACCCGAACCAGAUUCUGUUGUUCCGUAUUACUUGUAUCCAUACCCUUUAUUCCCAGUACCUGCAGAUCAGUACCAAAGCGUAGCAAGCUUGUACAAUUCUAAUUUAUCUCUAAGUCCAUAUGAUAAUUAUGCUUAUUUCAACGGUGGGUUCCCACAAUAUGAUUAUGUGAGCUCAACUCGAAUUUUUGAUGGAGGUUAUGGUGAUCAGUUGACACCGAAAGAUGAAUAUGUUGAUGAAGAAUUUGUAUAUGAUGGUUUAGAAGAUUUUCCGCAGGAGCUUCCAUCUUCUCAUCCGAUAGUUACAAAUUAUGGGGCAGUAACAAUACUUUUGAGGCAUUUAGUGAGAAUUGAUAUUUCAGCUGACAAAGCAUUGUAUGUGACGAACCCUCCUUCUGGUAGCAUUGCUGCUUUCAAUGGAACAACUGAUAAAAGUUGCAUCAUUCAUCCCAACGGUCGUGUAUUACAGGAAGGUUCUGAUAUUCAUAUCAGCACUUUAAAUAGGCAAGCUAAAGUUUGCAGAAAAGGGAUAAUAUUUACUUCUAGUGAUCAUUGCUUAUCGUACUUAGUGGAUGCUUCAGGUACCAAAACUACAGCUGAGAAAUUUAGGGACUUGAGCACUGAUUUCAGCGUUGAAGUGUUUUAUAGCGAUCUUCUCUCUCAUAAUCCUAUAGAUGAGUGCUACAAAAUAGCAACAGAAUCUCUUCAUAAGUGCUAUAAAAAUGGUGAUGAAGUCUGGAUUGUGGGCGGAUUUCGCAUUAAACAAGAUCAAUGGGGAGAUGUGAAAGUGUCUCAUAAUUACGGUCGUCUAGUACUCAAGGCAUCUCCCACGAAUGGUCAAAUGUCAAUUAAAACUCCUUCAGUAGAGAUGCGUGUCAGCCGUUAUCCAAAUAAUUAUCUUCUUGUGCGGAGGUAUGAACAAGAAGUGACUGCCAGUUUGCGAGGUUUUAUAGCUCAGAAUGGAACUCAAAAAGCUGGCUUUAAUAGUUAUGGUCGUGUUGUUCUCUUUUGAUACAUGUUUAUUAUGAUCUUGUCCACUUAGAUAAUUCAAAUAAAUGCAAGUAAAAGGCAAAAGCUUAAAUAUGCAGCUAAAAUAUUCCAAGAUAAAAGGCCUUAUUUAAAAACUACUUAAGAUACCGGGAAUCACAUGUAUCCCUUUGAGAAUAUUCUGUUCCUUAGGCGACAGAGGCAAGUUUUGACCUCGCGUUUAAAUAAUUAUUGCAUUUAAGAAAAGAAGCCCAAUGUUAGUUUAACACAUAUACUAAUUACUGUUGUGUAAAUAUCUUUUGGUAUGAUCAAACUAAACACUUCUAAUGGCUUGUAAAAUUUAAUGUACCCAAUGCAAAUUUAGUUAAAUAUAGUUGAAGAAAUAUAGAUCCAAUCAUGUGAAAUGCUCAAAUAGAUUUGAUUUUAUAAAAUGCAGAAAAUAUAUAUCAAUCCAUGAAGAAAUCGAGUAAAGCAUUAAAAUCAAAAAUACAGAUUUAACACCUGGAACUUAAUCCUUUGCCUCACAUCUGUAUAUCUGUAAUUGAACCAUUGCAAUUAUUUAAACUUUGCGCAAAGGUCUGACAGUUUCUUUUUUUUUUUUUUUUUUUCUUUUUUUUUUUUUUUUUUUUUUUUUUUUUUUUUUUU
Molecule: messenger RNA, 1851 nt
Organism: Stegodyphus dumicola
Lineage: Eukaryota; Metazoa; Arthropoda; Arachnida; Araneae; Eresidae
Source: RefSeq, a predicted model, not a curated record